AGGAGCGGCUAGCGGUGUACUUCCGUACCGCGACGUUGCCUCCUUUCCUUCUCGUGCCAGUGUGAGUGAAGCAGAUUUGUGAACCUAACCUCGUUUUUUAUUUUCCAAGAUUUUAAAAAGUUAACGGUAUUUCCUCCAAUCGAACUUGAUUGGUGUUAAUUAAAAAUGCCAGUCUCUUGUUUAAUUUGUUUUAAAGUUUUUUCCACUCAAAGCAGUGUUAAUCGGCACUUGAAGAAUGUACAUAAACAGGAAAAAAAUAAUAUUAUUUCCUACCCAUAUGAUCACUUUAAUAGUAAGUGCUUAGAAGAAAACUGUGGCACUUCUUUUCGGUUUAUAUCAGAAUUAAGAUGUCACUUAGAAACGGUCCAUAACAAAACUAUGAAUAAGGAAAACAUUUUUUUUGCAAGUGAAGAAGAAUUUAACCCCUGGUUUCAUCAAAUUUGUGACAACAAUAAUUUAGAAUAUGUUCGACAUAAACAAAAAGACCAACCUAUUACAUAUUUUAAUUGUAAUCGAUCAGGAACAUAUAAAAGUAAUAUCGAAAUUAGAAAACGAGCCAUUAAAAGUCAAGGUAGCUGUAAAAUUGGGCAUAAAUGCACGAGCCAAAACAUUUUAAACCAGAAUUCUACUGGCCAAUAUUGUGCACAAUAUUACAAGACCCAUUAUGGACAUACAAUUGAAGUUCAGCAUAUACAUCUCUCUAAAGAAACACGAAUUAAUAUUGCAACAAAACUUGCAAGUGGUGUUUCAGUGAGUAGGUAA
This is a messenger RNA of Ceutorhynchus assimilis (cabbage seed weevil), 762 nucleotides long. NCBI's taxonomy places the organism in Eukaryota, Metazoa, Arthropoda, Insecta, Coleoptera, Curculionidae. The record is from the annotation of a GenBank genome assembly.